Molecule: messenger RNA, 1714 nt
Organism: Bombina bombina (fire-bellied toad)
Lineage: Eukaryota; Metazoa; Chordata; Amphibia; Anura; Bombinatoridae
Product: Y+L amino acid transporter 2
Exons: 10
Coding region: 97-1554 (485 amino acids)
Biological process (GO): amino acid transmembrane transport
Cellular component (GO): membrane
Molecular function (GO): basic amino acid transmembrane transporter activity; L-amino acid transmembrane transporter activity
Source: RefSeq, a predicted model, not a curated record
AAAAUGUACUAUGUAAAACAGAAGCAAAGUACCCUGUUCUGCCGCACCACAUAAUUAUCUAUUAGACAACCAUUGGAGUUCAGUCCUGCAGAAAAAAUGAAAGAUAAUCUACAUGAUGAUUCAAAGCAAUCAGUGCAACUUAAAAAGGAAAUAUCCCUUUUGCAUGGGGUGAGCCUGGUCAUUGGAAACACUAUUGGAGCUGGUAUCUUUGUUUCUCCAAAGGGUGUUCUCAUGCACAGCGGUUCUUAUGGACUAUCCCUUAUAAUAUGGGUGCUGGGAGGAAUAUUUUCAGUCAUUGGAGCCUUGUGUUAUGCUGAACUUGGAACAACAAUCACUAAAUCUGGUGCAAGUUAUAUUUACAUAAUGGAAUCCUUUGGAGGGUUUUUAGCAUUCUUAAAUCUUUGGACCAAUAUGUUAAUAAUCUAUCCUGCCAGUCAGGCUAUUUUGGCAAUUACAUUUUCAAAUUACCUAAUGGAGCCAUUUUUUCCGUCAUGCUCCCCACCUCAGACUGCAGUGCUUCUGCUAUCAGUGGUGUGUGUUGUUUUUUUAACAGCAGUGAAUUGUGCCAAAGUGAAAUGGGGAGCAUCAUUGCAAGUGGUAGCAACAUUUGCCAAAGUACUGGCGCUGGUCAUAAUCAUCAUUGCUGGAAUUGUCAGAUUAUGCCAAGGCAACACGUAUAAUUUGGAAAACGCUUUUGAAGGCUCACAUCUGAAUGUAGGUUCCUUUACUAUGGCGUUUUAUUCGGCUUUGUAUUCUUUUUCUGGUUGGGAUGCCUUAAAUUAUGUGACAGAAGAAAUGAAAAAUCCAAAAAGGAACCUACCAUUAUCAAUGAUAAUUUCUAUGCCUUUGGUAACAGUCAUCUACGUUAUGACAAAUAUUGCAUAUUACACGGAGUUAGAUUUGAAUACAAUCAUGGACAGCAGUGCAGUGGCUGUGACAUUUGCCGAAAGGAUUCUUGGUUAUAUGAAAUGGUUUAUGCCUAUAUUUGUGGCUAUAUCCUGCUGCGGUGGACUAAAUUCUGUUGUUAUUUCAUCAUCAAGGUUGUUUUUUGUUGCUUCCCGUGAAGGACAGCUGCCAGACUUUCUGUGCAUGAUCCAUAUCAACCGGUGCACUCCUAUUCCAGCCUUACUCUUUAAUGGUCUGAUGGCGCUUGUGUUCCUUUGUGUUAAAGAUGUUUUCCAGUUGAUUGACUACUUCAGCUUCAGCUACUGGUUAUUUAUUGGCCUUUCAGUUGGUAGCCAGAUUUAUUUGAGAAUAAAAAGGCCAGAUAUGCCCAGACCUGUUAAGUUGAGCCUGUUUUUCCCCAUUGUCUACUGCAUCUGUAGUGUGUGCCUAGUUGUGGUCCCUCUCUACAGUGACCCAAUUGAUUCAUUGGUUGGAACGGCAGUUGUAUUGUCUGGAGCCCCUGUAUAUUACAUCUGCCUUCAUCUGCCUUCUGAAAAACAACCUGUUUUUGUGAAAACAAUCCUUGGAUUUAUUUCAUUGUAUGUUCAGAAGAUCUGUAUGUGCUGUGCGGCCCAGUCAACUGAUGAAAUGGAGAUGAAGUUAAAAUAAAAUACAUAAUUAUUUUAUCAUACCAGUUCUCUUGGAAAUAGUAUUCUUCUGUGCAGUCAACGGUCAUAUAAAUAUGGUUGCUGAAUGUGUGUCUGUAUACAUUUUAUAUAAAUGUAAUAUUGUAAUAAAAUGUGUAAUUUUAUUGUAGAAUAUUAAAGGG